Thermothelomyces thermophilus ATCC 42464 is the source of this 1487-nucleotide messenger RNA. RefSeq lists its product as uncharacterized. NCBI's taxonomy places the organism in Eukaryota, Fungi, Ascomycota, Sordariomycetes, Sordariales, Chaetomiaceae. Gene Ontology annotation, cellular component: plasma membrane; endoplasmic reticulum. The transcript is spliced from 3 exons. The record is from RefSeq and is a predicted model, not a curated record. The coding region runs from base 106 to 1011 and encodes 301 amino acids.
CUUGUGUUUGCUCUUUCUCUUUCAUCCUACCGCUUUCCGCCUUUUAUUCCCCCCCCCCCAAUUUUUUUGAAAUUUAUUCAGUCAGAAGGACAGCGAGAAGCCAAAAUGAUUUCCCCAGACCAAGUCAACGAGAUGCUCUACCCGGCUUCAACCACCUCGAAGCCGGGGCCGAUCCCCACCGUUGUCCCAAACCCGACCGAGUACCAGCUGGCGGGUGAUGUGGGCCACCGGACGCUGUGGGUGCUCUUCGCGGCCAUGACCAUCACGACGGCCGUGUUCGCGCUGCUGUCGUGGAACGUGCCGGUGGCGAAGCGGGUGUACCACGUGACGACGACGCUGCUGGCGCUGGUGUCGGCGCUGGCCUACUACGCGAUGGCGACCGGCUACGCGUCGUCGCUCAGCUGCCGUCCCGUGCGCGACAGUCACGGCGACCACCUUCCCGACACCUUCCACGACGCCUGCCGCCAGGUCUACUGGGCCCGCUACCUCGACUGGGCCAUCGCCAACUCGCUGCUCCUGCUCAACCUAUGCCUCCUCGCCGGCGUCGACGGCGCCCACACCCUCAUGGCUAUCGUCGCCCACCUCGUCACCAUCCUGGGCGGCUUCGCGGCCGCCUACGCCGCCGAGCGCACCGGCCAGAUGUGGGGGUGGUUCGUCAUCGCCUGCCUCGGCUACCUCUUCGUCGUCUGGCACGUCGGCCUGCACGGCACCCGGUCGGUCAAGGCCAAGGGCGCGCGCGUGUCCAAGCUGUGGGCGUCGCUGAGCAUCUACUCGCUCGCGGUUCUGGCCGCUUAUCCGAUUGCUUGGGCCAUCACGACUCUUGCUCGCAAGACCGACGUGAAUACCGAGAUUAUCGUCUACGCUGUGCUGGAUGCCCUGACCAAGCCGGUGUUUGGCCUUUGGUUGCUCAUCAGCCACCGCGCCAUCCCCGAGUCUAACAUCGAGAUUGCGGGCUGGUGGUCGCAGGGCUCGUCUGCCGAGGGAAGAAUUCGCAUUAGCGACGAAGAAUAACUCACCACGGCGGGAGUGUUGGUGGAGGCAGUAAGGGGGGUGUGUGAGAUUCUCGAGCGGUGACUUUGGGGUAAAAAGAAAAGGGCACUCCGCACAGUUGUGCCAGGGUAGCAAAAUGGGAAGAAAUGAAAUCGGAUUGAACAUGAUCGAUAGGCAUAUACGGAGGAGAGUACAGUACCGGGGUUAAAAGCUUGUGUAUAAUUAAUACUUGAUACCUGAUGCUGCACAUUAGCAGGUACAUGAGUUUGGUUCGGGCUCUGAUUCUCGUGAGCACACUAUCAUACAGUUCGAGUCAGAUGGAUCUCACCCCGACAGUGGUAUAUGCUUCCGCUCCCCUCUUCGAGCCCUACAGUAGGGUAUAAAACGAAGCUUCAACGCUAUUAUAGGGCGUGGCGUACAUUCAGUUAGGGCAGCACAAAUCACGCAAAAUAGCGUUUCUAUAAGUAGCAUUCUAUAUAACUCAUAUUAUAUGUCAU